AUGGCGAAUAGCGGGCUGACAGUGCCUCUGGUCAUGAUGAGCAUGUUCUGGGGCUUCUUCGGCCUCCUCCUGCCCUGGUUCAUCCCCAAGGGGCCUGUCCGGGGAGUUAUCAUUACCAUGUUAGUGACCUGUUCAGUGUGUUGCUAUCUCUUUUGGCUUAUUGCAAUUCUGGCCCAGCUCAACCCUCUAUUUGGACCACAAUUGAAAAAUGGAACUAUCUGA
Molecule: messenger RNA, 222 nt
Organism: Suncus etruscus (white-toothed pygmy shrew)
Lineage: Eukaryota; Metazoa; Chordata; Mammalia; Eulipotyphla; Soricidae
Product: V-type proton ATPase subunit e 1-like
Exons: 1
Coding region: 1-222 (73 amino acids)
Biological process (GO): proton transmembrane transport
Cellular component (GO): proton-transporting V-type ATPase, V0 domain
Molecular function (GO): proton-transporting ATPase activity, rotational mechanism
Source: RefSeq, a predicted model, not a curated record